AUGCCGUCUCUGUCGGAGCAGCUGCAGGAGGUGCGGAGUCGGGCUGAAGUGUGUCUGUACUCUGGUGGCAGGGUGGUGGAGGUGCGGGCCGGAGUAAUGUCUAUGGCGAAUCUGCCCUUACCGCCAUGCUCCAAAUACCACCACAUCACUGCAGAGACCAUGGUCAUAGAAAACAGCUUUGGCAGAAACAGGAAGGAGACCCUUGCAUCUAUCCAGCGUUUGUCUACAGCAUUGAACAUCCUGGAAAAGUAUGGCUGUAACUUGACAAAUCCAAACAGGCCAAAGUACUGGAGGACUGUGAAACACAACAACCCGGUUUUCAGGGCCACUGUUGAUGCUAUUCAGGGAGGACGAGCAGUGCUCUGUCUCUAUGGUUACUCCAACCAGCAGCCAGAUGGGCUCAGCUUUCCUGAUGAUGUUGUGGAUCCUGAUGUGGGCCGAGUGGCUGCAGUAACAUUAGAAGUGAUGAGCCUGAGGAUGGAACUAGAAAUGCUAAUUAAGGAGGCUCAUCCCCAUCCUGAGUUCUAUGAGAGAAUCAUUCCUACACUGAGACAUAAGGAUGUGGGUCUCAACACUGAUGCUGUGGGCUGCCAUUCCUCCUCUACUUCAUGCCAUUCAGAUGGUCAGACCAAGUCUCUAGGCUUCCCCCUCCAUCCUCCCCACCAUCACACCUCCAGGGAGAGCAACUAUGGUUACUUCCUGUCCUCCAACUACCAAGGUCUCAGGUCCAUUCAGGUCUUUUCCACCUCGUCAAACAAACACCCUGAGAACUGCACUAUCUGUGAAAUAUUUCGUAUCUCUGCCCACUGCCUCACCUGCCUCCAGGGGCUCUGCUCAGAAUGUGACAGACUGUACCACUCUUACCCUGAGAGGGCCAACCACCAUCGAACAGCUGUCACAUCAUCAUCACCAUGUUCAUCAUCCCAAAACAGGAACAGUUACAGUUCUUCCACCUGGCAUUGCCGUCACUGCACUAAAGUCAACUCUGUCCAGGAUGUGCUUUGUAAGGAGUGUGAGCGCCCCCACAUGGAAUCGAUCAGCUCUAAAGCAGAUGAAUCUCAGCCUGCCAGCCUCACUGAGUGGCAGUGUAAGAGCUGUACCAUGGUGAAUGCAGCCAGCAGUAUUCUGUGUGAGGUGUGUGAAAGACCGCGUUUGGCCACACGACCUCCAGUGACCUCGUCACACCCACCCAUCAACCCCCCGAGACCACCAGCACCAGUACUGGGCAUGCCUGGUGAUCCUGACAGCCAGUGGGUAUGUCAGUUCUGUACCUAUCUGAACUACUCUCCUGCUACUGUGUGUGAGAUGUGUGACCUGGCUCGUCCGGAGCCUGCACCCCUAUCUGUGAAGCUUCGCCCUCACUCUCCUGUUAGACGGGUCCCCGCCCUGCCAACCAAACCCAAAGAACCUGCCUCUGAAGAUCUGGACUCCUGGAGGCAGAAGCUGAUGAAGGAGGAGGGGCUGAAGCUAAUUCAACUGAUUAGAGAUGGGGAGAAGAAAGGAGUCAGUCCAGAGGAGGUGUACACAAUCAUGAGAGUAACUGGGGACAGCAGCAUCCUCCCCUGCAAGUGGUUAAAGACAGAACUUCCUCUGCUAUUAGACCAGAUCAGGAUGUUGGUGGCAACAUCUUCCCUCAAGUCUAUUUCUGACAAGACCACAACACAGCACACAAGCAAAUCAUGUGAAGUUCCUGCUGAGGAUGCUGGGAAACAGGUAGACCCUGAAGAGACAGACAGUAUGGUCCAGCUGUCCAGAGCAGAGGCCAAGCAGGCCUGGCUGACAGCCGGGGGUGACACUGAGAGAGCUGCCAGACAAGCUCUGAGAGAUAGACUCACCAAGGUAAAGGAGCUAUGUGCAUUGGGCUUCAGUGAUGAGACUCACUGUCAUGAGGUUUUGACGCAGAGUGGAGGCGAGGUGAGAGGGGCCCUGGCCCUGCUGCAGCGACCCCUUCUGGAAUCCUUCCACAAGCAUAUGUGGAGUGACAAGCCUGAGCCACCUGUAGACAUCCAUCACCCUGACAAACAGCGUAUAUGUCGGAGGUUACUGGCGGUGUACGAUCUUCCUAGCUGGGGUCGCUGUGAGCUGGCGUUGUCAUUGCUUCUGGAGCACAGUGCCCCCUACUCACUGGAAGAUGUAGUGCAGGCUGUACGAGAGUCCCAUGACAGGGAGUUUAUAAAGAGAGUGCUGGCAAAAGAGUGUCCCAUCUGCCUCUCUGUCUUCCCCCACAACAAGAUGCAGUCUCUGACAUCGUGCCAGUGUUCAGUGUGCUGUAGUUGUUUCCAGCAGCACUUCACCAUUGCUGUGAGGGACAAACACAUCAGAGACAUGGUGUGUCCAGUUUGCUGGGAGCCUGACAUCAACGACCCAGAACACCUCAACAGCUACUUCUCCACCCUCGACAUCCAGCUGCGAGAGUGUCUGGAGUCGGAAGUCUAUGAGCUGUUCCAUAAGAAGCUGACAGAGCAAGCUCUAAUCAAGGACCCCAAGUUCCUCUGGUGCUGUCAUUGUUCAUAUGGGUUUAUCUAUGACGGAGAUCAGCUGAAGGUCACCUGUUUUCAGUGCCGCAACAGUUUCUGUGCUCAGUGUAAAAAGCCCUGGGAGUCUCAGCAUGCUGGCCUGUCCUGUGAACAGUUCCAGUCAUGGAAGAGAGAGAAUGAUCCAGAGUAUCAGAGACAGGGCCUGGCUGGAUACCUUAGAGACAAUGGAAUCACCUGUCCUAACUGUCGCUUUCAGUAUGCACUGUCUAAAGGAGGCUGCAUGCAUUUCUGCUGCUCACAGUGUCGUUACCAGUUCUGCAGCGGCUGCAACAACCCUUUUCACACCACCUGUGCAGUGGAUGAGUGCAGUGUAUCUGGAUUACAUGCCCAUCAUCCCAGAGACUGCCUCUUUUAUCUGAGAGACUGGGAACCUUCCAGACUACAGGCUUUACUGCAGACAACUGGAGUGGCCUUCAACUCUGAACCCCCCCCUGGAACACAGACAGGUCUGUGUGGGGUGAUAGAGCAGAAGGAUGAGGGAGGUCAGCAGCCAGAUUCAGCUUGUGGAGCUCAGACCCAACCAGGACAUGCUGGACUCUGCGAGAAGCAUUACCGGGAGUACCUGGUUAGCCUGAUCAAUUGCCACUCCAUCGACCCCGCCCCCCUCUACAGUUCCAAUGAGCUGCUGCUGGCCUGCAAGAGGUACAAGGUGGAAGACACCCGCAGGGAUGGGGAGGACGGCUUCACCUACUACAGCAGACUGCUGGAGAAACUGAUGGAUGAAGUACCGCUUGGUGACAAGGUGCCACGCAAGAAAUAA
Molecule: messenger RNA, 3297 nt
Organism: Chelmon rostratus (copperband butterflyfish)
Lineage: Eukaryota; Metazoa; Chordata; Actinopteri; Chaetodontiformes; Chaetodontidae
Product: E3 ubiquitin-protein ligase RNF31
Exons: 23
Coding region: 1-3297 (1098 amino acids)
Biological process (GO): protein linear polyubiquitination
Cellular component (GO): LUBAC complex
Molecular function (GO): linear polyubiquitin binding; zinc ion binding; K63-linked polyubiquitin modification-dependent protein binding
Source: RefSeq, a predicted model, not a curated record